AUGCAUGAAGACCUGAAGCGCAAGGAGCAAGGUGGCGGAGUCGAUGGAUCCUUGCAUGGGCAAGCUCAAGCGUUCAUGUCAAGAGACAACAAGCGAAACGGACGACCAGGUAGGAAGACUGGUGGGUGCCACAAGUGUGGGAAACAAGGACAUUGGAUCGCGGAGUACACCUCGCGGAUCCAAGAAGACGCAGAACGACAUCGAUUCCAACGGGCGAACAUGGCGCAAGAUGAACAUCUUGGCGACUAUCUGUUUUCGGUUGGUGAUGAAGUCGCCAAGUCGAGUAAUGUGUGGCUGUACGACUCGGGUGCGACGCAGCACAUGACGAGCUCCAAGAAGUUCAUGAAGAACUACAAGGUCUCUAAUCCGGUUGAUGUGCACUUGGCAGACGAUGGUGACGUUCAAACGGUCGACAAAGGCGACAUCGUGAUGUCAAUGAAGACGCCACGCGGUACCAAGAAAGGUGUGCUCACGGACGCGUGGCAUAUCCCGAUGUUAUCGCGUAAUCUGUUCUCCGUGGGUAGAUUCAAUAAGGACGUCGGGCCAGUCACCUUGAAACCAACGGAUGUUCGCGAAGACGAAAUGUGUCAAGUGGAAGCUCGGUGCUCGCUAAGGCAAAGGGCCCUUCAAACUCUGCAUGACGCCAGAAGCUUCUAA
This is a messenger RNA of Peronospora matthiolae, 657 nucleotides long. The record is from the annotation of a GenBank genome assembly. Lineage: Eukaryota; Oomycota; Peronosporomycetes; Peronosporales; Peronosporaceae.